Messenger RNA from Exophiala dermatitidis NIH/UT8656, 444 nucleotides. RefSeq names its product ubiquitin-conjugating enzyme E2-16 kDa. Lineage: Eukaryota; Fungi; Ascomycota; Eurotiomycetes; Chaetothyriales; Herpotrichiellaceae. The record is from RefSeq and is a predicted model, not a curated record. Gene Ontology annotation, biological process: ubiquitin-dependent protein catabolic process; protein polyubiquitination. Gene Ontology annotation, molecular function: ubiquitin conjugating enzyme activity. Bases 1 to 444 code for a protein of 147 amino acids. The transcript is spliced from 5 exons. Gene Ontology annotation, cellular component: nucleus.
AUGGCGUUGAAGCGAAUCAACAAAGAACUCACAGAUCUCGGCCGUGAUCCUCCCUCAUCAUGCUCAGCUGGUCCCAUAGGAGAUGAUCUGUUCCACUGGCAAGCGACAAUCAUGGGUCCCGGCGACAGUCCUUUCCAGGGCGGUGUUUUCUUCCUCUCAAUCCACUUUCCCACAGACUACCCCUUCAAGCCACCGAAGGUCAACUUCACCACCCGAAUCUACCACCCCAACAUCAACUCCAACGGCAGUAUCUGUUUGGACAUUCUCCGAGACCAAUGGAGCCCCGCAUUGACGAUAUCUAAAGUGCUGCUGUCCAUCUGCUCCAUGCUCACAGAUCCCAACCCCGAUGAUCCUCUCGUUCCGGAAAUCGCACACGUGUACAAGACCGACCGUGCCCGCUAUGAAGCGACGGCCAGAGAAUGGACGAGAAAGUUUGCAAUCUAG